Molecule: messenger RNA, 1737 nt
Organism: Penicillium macrosclerotiorum
Lineage: Eukaryota; Fungi; Ascomycota; Eurotiomycetes; Eurotiales; Aspergillaceae
Product: TRAPP trafficking subunit Trs65 domain-containing protein
Exons: 4
Coding region: 1-1737 (578 amino acids)
Biological process (GO): intra-Golgi vesicle-mediated transport
Cellular component (GO): trans-Golgi network; TRAPPII protein complex
Source: RefSeq, a predicted model, not a curated record
AUGCCUGGCCUGGAGAUUCCCGGUGAAUUUCUGCGGCAUGCUGUUCUAGACACAGUUGUGCCGCAUGCCCCGGGGCUGGAUAUCGAAGGUGCCCUGACCUCGGCCCUGGAGGAUGGUGCAGAUGACCUUCCCUCAGUGCUUUCCUCAAUCCCUCAGCGCGCUUUGCUCUUUUUUGAUGAAUUCCUUCCCGUCCGUAUCGUUCUGCGACUCUCGGACUGCACAGAAGCGAUCCUCAAACAUUAUUUACCCCGUCUCGAAAUCAGACUCGAUGUCUAUGCGGUAGACCCAGCAGAGUCGGUGGCAGAAAACCCGACGCCGACUCGCGAAGUGAUAUUUUCUGGUAUUGUGGACACCGAUGAGGAGCCAUUGGUGAUUUUCAAUGAGUUUGAGGGUGAAGCCGGAACGGGGAACCACGUCUACCUCAUUUGGAACUUGGAUACAUUCCUCCGACGCCCGCGAAAUCGCAUCCAGCAUCCAUCUCUUCUAUUCAUUGCGUCCGCCAGUCUCAGUCCUUCCGAAACCUGCCUACCCGAAGAGAAUGAAGAUGAUUAUCUACCCGCACUCGUCCCUGCGUCAACGAAUAUGCUCCAGGCUCUAUCUGGAGAUAAAUCUCUCACCCAGAAAGAGCCAUUUCUUCCUGCAUCAAGAUUGUUACGGGUGGUACCAACCACGUCCACUGAAGACCCAAUAUACAAUAUCCAACAACAACAUGGUCAUCCCUUCCGUGUGGUACCUGCUGCCAGUGCGCGGAUUCGCUAUUCUCGGUUGAGUUCUUACACUGGCCUCCCGACAACCAUUGCGAGUCUUGAUUUCGAAGUGACACCGUUUCUGAACAGUGAAGUCUCGUUCGACAAAGCAGAGCUACACCUAUCCGACGGCACCAUUGAGAGUAUGUCAGAUGUUCCGGGAUUGUCACUUCCGCUGACCUGCCGACCUCGGGAUGAUGUGACUCUUGUCUACAAACUGACUCCAGACUAUGGACCUGAGACAAAUCCAUCAACGACGGCCAUGAUUAGCACGCUCGACAUCUCCCUCGGGGCUGUUAUUCUCCUAGAUGAUACCUGCCAGCCCCGAAUCUCGAUGCAGUGGAAAACCAACGUCGAUUUCUCCAUGGCUCUCAAUCCGACCUUCGGCAGCCCCAGCCCAGCGUUGCAGAGGACCAAUCGUCCUUCGAGCCUCUCCGUUGGCCAAUCUGGCCGACCGGGUACUGCUCCCAAUAUCCGGAGCUCUUUACGCGAGCGUGCUUAUUCGAUCACCGAUGUGGGUGUCACCAUCUCGUUCUCGGGACCGGUGCGCGUGCAGGUUGGAUCGCCGUUCUCCUGGGACGUUUUCAUUGUGAACCGCUCCAAUAUCCCUCGCAAGUUCGCGCUGAUCGCGAUUCCGCGGCGGAAACGUGUCGACCCACGAGGCCACAUGGCCCGUCCCUCUUCAUCUUCGAUAUCAAGCCGGAAGGAGGACCAAGUGGCCGAAGCUGUUACUGAUGAUAAUAUUGUGCAUGCGAUGCAAAAGAGCGUUGCGGGCCAGGAUGCUGAGUUAAUCAGCCUUAGCACCGAUAUCCGGGUCGGUCCCCUUUUACCUGGAACAUGCCAUUCAACAGAAUUGAAGCUUCUACCCUUGGCAACUGGUCCCCUUCAUCUCGAAGCGGUGCGCCUUGUGGAUGUGAACACGAACGAAACGACUGAUAUUCGAGAUCUACCAGACAUUCUGGCAGACGACCAACCUCGAUCAUCUUCAUAA